Molecule: messenger RNA, 924 nt
Organism: Alternaria hordeiaustralica
Lineage: Eukaryota; Fungi; Ascomycota; Dothideomycetes; Pleosporales; Pleosporaceae
Exons: 1
Coding region: 1-924 (307 amino acids)
Source: RefSeq, a predicted model, not a curated record
AUGCUACGGCCAUUCCGAUUCCUCGACUUGCCUGUCGAAUUACGACUCAUGGUAUACAGCCUCAUGCCAAACCACACCAUUCGUGUCCGAUACGUCAACUUCAGCGAAGACAGAAUGACCACGAACAGCUUCACUCUUAUCACGUACACAGCGCCCACAGCCAUCCUCGCUACAUGCAAGACCAUCAACAACGAAGCCACAGAUAUUAUCCUCAAGACAACACAACAGCUUCUACCGGGCCAAAACGCCAUGGAGAUAGCUCCCUUUAUCACUGGCGUCACACCGCGGAUCGAAACCGACGCUUCAAGUCUGCGAAUAAUCGGAGACGAGAAAGGGCCUAUCAGAGCGAUGUUCGACUGGUUUUCCACCCUCCGGACAGAGGACUACGAUGAUUUCGACGCUUCUCUCCCGAGAUACACAUACGACGCAUAUGACUUCCUCACCAGUCACAGAUACAUAAUGGAGGGAGGUACGCUGGGAGAAUCAGUCCGUCACCUCGUCAACUUCAUCUGCAAAUCCGGACUCGUGUUUCGAACUCGCCGCCGAACGACCUUGGUGCUGGAUAACAGGUCGCAUGCGCUUCAUGUUGCGUUGACUGCGGGUGGCGAUACCGAGAGAGAUAAGAGGCUUGCAGUAGAGGAAUUCUAUAAAAUGAUAGGGCCCCGGACAUCCAAACAGACGGGGGGUAACUAUGUCAGAAUCUCCACACUCGCAAAUGUACCAAGGGCACAUUGGCAAGCUAUCUGCCGGUAUAUCCUGGGUAGAGAGUGGGGGCGUCGUCGGGUUAUUGACGCUCAGCGGUGGUCUGGAAAGAGGAAGAACGUUCCUGAGGAAGCAGCGCUUGUGUUUGGUUCCUCCAACCUGGACGAAGACUAUGGAGAAGUCUACGACAAGUUUUGGAGGGAAGGAGAAUGGGAACUUUGA